CUGAGCUGCCAAACUACAGCAGCUGCCGGACCCUGGGACAGAGCAAGGGUUUCAGACACAUCGACCACCAACCCCACCGGAGGGAGGAGCCAGGCCCAGCUACCAGUGCCAUGACCUUCGCUGAGCUCGUGGACCGCGUGGCCAGCAAAGGGCCCUUCCAGUUCCUGCACACGGUCCUGCUCGGCCUCCCGAUCCUCAGCAUGGCCAACCACAACCUGCUGCAGAUCUUCACAGCGGCCACCCCCGCCCACCACUGUCGCCCACCACCCAACGCCUCCGCGGGGCCCUGGGUGCUCCCCAUGGGCCCGAAUGAGAAGCCUGAGCCGUGCCUCCGUUUUGUAUAUCCACCCAACGCCAGCCUGCCCAAUGACACCCAGGGGGCCACCGAGCCCUGCCUGGAUGGCUGGACCUACGACGUCAGCACCAGGGACUCCAUUGUGACUGAGUGGGACCUGGUGUGCAACUCAAACAAGCUGAAGGAGAUGGCCCAGUCUAUCUUCAUGGCGGGCAUACUGAUUGGGGGGCUCGUGCUGGGAGACCUGUCGGACAGGUUUGGCCGCAAGCCCAUCCUGACCUGCAGCUACCUGCUGCUGGCAGCCAGCGGCUCAGGCGCAGCUUUCAGCCCCACCCUCCCCAUCUACAGUGUCUUCCGCUUCCUGUGUGGCUGCGGCAUCUCAGGCAUCACCCUGAGCACCACGAUCUUGAGUGAGCCACAGGGGGAGGGGACGGGGACCAGGAGUUUGGGGAGCACCAGCCUGAAGCCAAGAGUGUGGCUCAGCCACAGGCACCGGGUGACCCUGGUCAAGCAAGGCGCUGCCCCUCUCGGAACCCCAGAGGCCCCCUCUGAACAUAACAACAAGCAUAAUAGCAGCAGCUUCAAUACUGAGGACCUACCCCGGGCCUGGCAUCUGCCAGGUGUCGAGUGGGUGUCCACCCGGAUGCGGGCCGUCAAGUCGAUUUCACUCGGUUACUUCUACACCAGUGGCCAGUUCAUUCUGCCUGGUCUGGCCUACGCCAUCCCCCAGUGGCGCUGGCUCCAGUUAACCGUGUCCAUUCCCUUCUUCGCCUUCUUCCUGUUGUCCUGGUGGCUGCCAGAGUCCAUACGUUGGAUGAUCCUGUCUGGAAGGUCCUCCAAGGCCCUGAAGACAUUCCGGCAGGUGGCGGCCUUCAAUGGCAAGAAGGAGGAAGGAGAAAAACUCAGCCUGGAGGAGAUCAAACUCAACCUGCAGAAGGAGAUCACCCUGGCCAAGGCCAAGCACAGCAUAGCUGACCUGUUCCGGACACCCAUCCUGCGCCGUGUGACCUUCUGUCUUUCCCUGGCCUGGUUUUCCACCGGUUUUGCCUACUAUAGUUUGGCUAUGGGUGUGGAGGAAUUCGGCGUCAACCUCUAUGUUCUCCAGCUCAUCUUUGGUGGGGUUGACGUCCCAGCCAAGUUCAUCACUAUGGUCUCCAUAAGCUAUCUGGGCCGGCACACCACGGAGGCCGUUGUUCUACUCCUGGCAGGAGGCUGCAUCCUGUCUCUCAUCUUUGUGCCUUCGGACUUGUUGACCCUGAGGACAGUACUGGCUGUGUUUGGGAAGGGAUGCUUGUCCAGCUCCUUCAGCUGCCUCUUCCUCUACACGAGCGAGCUAUACCCCACAGUCAUCCGGCAAACAGGUAUGGGCAUAAAUAACCUGUGGACCCGCGUGGGAAGCAUGACGGCCCCACUGGUGAAAAUCACCGGGGAGCUGAAGCCCUUCAUCCCCAAUGUCAUCUUUGGGACCAUCGCCCUCCUGGGAGGCAGUGCAGCCCUCUUCCUGCCUGAGACGCUCAAUCGGCCCUUGCCAGAGACCGUUGAAGACUUAGAAAACUGGUCCCUGCAGGCAAAGGAACCAAAGCAGGAGCCAGAAGCGGAAAACACAUCCCAGAGGAUCUCUCUGCAGCCUUGUGAACUGGGCCUGGGCCCCAACUGAAGGCAACAGACCCUCCUUUCCCUGCCCUCCAGAGACUAAUCCCAGCCAGGUCCUUGCCUGUCUCUGGGCUCCUCAGGCACCUUGGGGAGGGCCCUGGGUGCAUCUAUGCUCCUAGGACAGUCUUCUGAGAGCUUGGUGGAGGUAUCUCCACCACCACCGGAGCUCCCCAACCCAGCCCUGGCCAGUUCAAAAGUUUGGCCACAGGCCUUCGCACACCCCACCUUGCCCUCACCCUCCCUGCAGCCCAGGCCCUGCCAUUCUUCUGUCCAGCCCUUCCCCACUGACCACUUCCCGCCUUGUUCCCACUCCCUUCCCCUUCUUGCUCCCACCCCUUUCUUCAAUGGGAGGUUUCAAUAAACAGCAGUGAAGAACUCAA
Messenger RNA from Balaenoptera acutorostrata (minke whale), 2328 nucleotides. It is a transcript of the gene SLC22A8, whose product is annotated as solute carrier family 22 member 8. Gene Ontology annotation, biological process: transmembrane transport. The record is from RefSeq and is a predicted model, not a curated record. Gene Ontology annotation, cellular component: membrane. Gene Ontology annotation, molecular function: transmembrane transporter activity. Lineage: Eukaryota; Metazoa; Chordata; Mammalia; Artiodactyla; Balaenopteridae. The coding region runs from base 111 to 1952 and encodes 613 amino acids. The transcript has 11 exons.